CCAGCAUUUCGUCUCGACAAGGCUCAGGGUAAUAAAACCCACAUAACGACAUCCGAUGGACGAAGCAGAAGAGCCGGAAGUCAACGAGUUCGUGCACGAAGGCGUCUUGCAAUUCUCCACGACUGCAUAAUGGGACGCUACCUCACCCCGGCAAAGAUCACUCUGCUAAUAGUGGCCUUUGUCUACUCAGAAGAUGUAGUCCCGACCUCUGCAGCCACAAAAGUCCUGACAUUUCUAUUGGAUCAUAUCCUACCAGCGAACAAGGCUUCUGAUACGACGAUCGCGACCAACGAAUACGACCAUGUCCUGUCAAUAUCAGUCCUUGAGUCCACUCUAUCUAGCCAUCCCUCAGCCCGACCAGGACGCUCAGUAUACGACCUUCUCCUCAAACGUUUAUGGGCAAUCGACUGCUCUCACGCGCUCGACGCGUUCAUCACUAACCUCCCAUGUCUCUUGACCAAAACCCGAGAACAACUGCUGCGGGAACGAGAGACAGGCGAAGAAUCACUAGAACCACACGGCCGCAUCCUCCGCACCUCUCCACUAGGCGCCUUCAUUCGCCGCUGCCACCUGGAAUACACGCGCCUUCAAUUUCAAGACAGCAUCGCUCUAUGGCAGGAUUUCAUCUCCUACCGCCUCCCCACCCGGCAAGCAUUCGAGAAGAAGAACCCGUCUGACUCCAAGUCCGCCCUCGAUGCCACCCUGGCGAACAUGCACAUCGAUUCGUCCCACCACCUCGCGCAAAUCAUGUACGCUCGACUGGCUGACGAGGACCAAGAUCACCACGGCGCAUUCAGCAUCUACGACGUCGAGAAACUCAUGGAGUUCCAAGUCGCUGAACUCCAACGGCUCGGCGGCCGGUUGCCAGACGGGAUGAGAUCCCGACUCGACCAGAUGGCCAAAGCAGGCACCGUCGUCCCCAAGCUAGGUCAUUACCUGAGUUUUCUCGACUCCUGGCGCGCCGGGGACUUCGCGUCCGCACUGGAUAAUCUCCAUCGAUACUUCGACUACGCUAUGCAGACGCGUGAACGGGCAUUUUAUCAAUACGCUCUGCUUAACUUAGCGAUCUUACAGUCCGACUUUGGAUCCUACGGAGAAGCAUUACCCGCUAUGCAAGAGGCUAUCGCUGUCGCGAGAGAGAACAAGGACAUCACGUGUCUGAACUUCUGUAUGAGCUGGGUGUACCAUUUCGGCCGGUCGUUUCCGCAAGAACGUAAGAAUAUACGCAUGAGCGGGAUCUUGGGCAGUGAAGUCGAGGGUUUGGCGUUUCUGAAGUCACGAGCGAAAGAUGCGGAGAUGUGGAGUCUUCUAAGCACGACAUUAUUGAGCGAGGCCAAGCUUGGAUUGCAGUAUGGCGAUAGUCUGGCAAGCGUGUUUGAGAACAUCACCAAAGCGGCGCAUCUGAACGUCGUCAAAUCGAGCCAGAGCGUGACGGGGCCGACCCUGCUUAUGAAAGGAGCGGCGUACAGUCGUGUAGGGCUGACACAUUUGAGCUGGUGGUGUGGGCAAGCUUUCCUGCGGUGUCACGCGAAAGAUGCGCCGAUGGAGGAUUUGUUAAAGUGUAAUUGUCGCAUGGCGGGAUUGCUGGUCCAAAGAGGAAGGAAUACAGAGGCUAUGGAGUUGUUGAACGGGAUGCCGCCAAGGGUGCUGAGGGUGUUGAAGUUUCAGAAUUACUUGAGCUUUUAUGCGGGACUGUUGAAGGUGCGGACAUUCCUGCACCGAGAUGAUCUGGACGCCGCGGAGCAUCUGCUUGCGCUUCUGGCGGGACAAGGCGUGCCUGAAGCAGAGAUGGGGUUUUCCUUGUCGCUGCUGGAAAUCGAUUUGCUCAUGCGGCGCGGCAACCUGACGAAGGCGCUUGAGAGAGUGGAAGCUGCUGUCGAAGAGGGACAUCAGGAGAUCAACGAUAUUGCUGUGCAGACUCGGCUGAUGAACCUGAAAGCCAGGAUAUUGGCGGAGAGUGGACAUCCGCUCAAAGGUUUCUCGCUGGUCAUGCGAGCUGCACAAAUUGCGUAUCGGGGAAGGCUCUUGCCAUCACUGUGGGAGUCAGUCGGCUUACUUGCGAACAUUCUCAACGAGCUGCGAGAGUUUGGCGCUGCUACUGAUCUUUUGCAAUCCAUAUUGCCGCAAGUGCUCGAGUUCCAGGACUGCGAUCUUGCGGCUCGCUCGUACGGACUUCUGGCAGAUGCAAAUAUGGGCAUGGCGGGUUCGGAACAAGAACAGUCCAUUAAACAGAAAGAGUUAAUCAGCAAAGCCAUGGAGAAUGUUGACCAUGCGUAUUUGCAGUUUCGGUACAUCGAAGACUUGAGGGGCCAGCUCGAGAUGCUGAAAAAGAAGGCAACCAUCAUGCACUGGCGGGGUGAUCUGAUGCUGGCGAAUGAUAUUGCCACUCAGUAUCUCGACCUGGAGAAGCAAUAUAGGACUCGACGGGUCUGAAGCGGUAUGUCGAAACCGAGUGACGCUCGUUAACGACGCAAUGGUAUGAAAUGUUGAUCGGGAAUUCCGGCCCACUCGAGGCCAUCACAUUUCUCCUUCUUGCUCCUUCCC
Messenger RNA from Exophiala xenobiotica, 2544 nucleotides. RefSeq lists its product as uncharacterized. The coding region runs from base 130 to 2433 and encodes 767 amino acids. Gene Ontology annotation, cellular component: anaphase-promoting complex. The transcript has a single exon. Gene Ontology annotation, molecular function: protein binding. Lineage: Eukaryota; Fungi; Ascomycota; Eurotiomycetes; Chaetothyriales; Herpotrichiellaceae. The record is from RefSeq and is a predicted model, not a curated record. Gene Ontology annotation, biological process: anaphase-promoting complex-dependent catabolic process; protein K11-linked ubiquitination; positive regulation of mitotic metaphase/anaphase transition.